AUGCGGUAUCCAUGGUUCCUCCUCGUCAUCUUGGUCUGUGUCGUAUCCCAGACACAGGCCAAUCUUCUCCAAUACGUCAAUGAGAUUCCCAAGUGUGGUGUCACCUGUAUUCUGAAGGCUGUGCCUCAGUCAGAAUGCGGCAGCAUCACCAACGAGACGUGCGUGUGUACAAGCGCCAGCCUCCACGCCUCCGUCACCGAAUGCGUGCUCUCCGCCUGCACAGUACCCGAGGCCCUCAAGCUUCAGAAAGUGCAAAGCGACGCCUGCGGCAUAGAACCUCGCGAUCGCACUCCGUUGAUGACUGGUCUCAUCGGCAUUGAGGCGUUCACUCUGCUGUGCUUGAUAGUGCGCCUAUACGCGAGGUGGUCAAUAUUCAAGAAGUUCGAGACCGACGACUAUGUCAUGAUGGCCACACUGUAUUUCUGGAUUGCGUUCACGGUUCUGGGCGAGUACACCCGGAUCACAGCUUUUGGUCGAGACAUCUGGGAAGUUGACCCACAGAAGGUCACAACCGCGUUGAUGCUCUUCUAUGUUGAUGAAGGCCUCUACCUAUUGCUUCUCGCACUCACCAAAAUCUCGGUUCUCGGCUUCUACCUCCGCGUCUUCCCCAGCCGUGGGUUCCGCAACAUCGUCUUCAUUACCAUGGGCCUCAUCAUCGCGACCAGUUUCGCCUUCAUUGUGGCACAGAUCUUCCAGUGCUGGCCGAUAGAGUCUAUAUGGCUGGCAUGGCAGGGAGAUUAUGGCCCGAAACAGUGUGUCGACAUCCAAGCCAUGGCGUUUGCCAGUGCUGGGCUGAACAUUGCCCUUGACCUUAUCGUCAUGGCACUGCCGUUUCCUUACCUGUUCCAGCUGCAGACCAAUCCGCGGAAAAAGGCCGGCAUUCUCGUCAUGUUCAGCCUGGGUAUUCUGGUCGUUGUCAUCAGCUGUCUUAGGCUCCCGCACCUUCAUUUGUUCACGACGACGAGUAACCCCACGUGGGACUUUACAGACGCGCUCAUCUGGACAGCAAUGGAGGUCCACGUGUCUAUCAUCAUCGCUUGUUUGCCAGCUAUCCGGCAGUUCCUCAGCAGAUACCUGCCCAAGGUCUUUGGCGGAUCAUCAGCCGACUCGGCUGGGGAACGAUCAAAAACGGCGAAAGGAAGUCGCUAUGGGCAGUCGAGCAGGACAGACGGGUCAAGCACGCGAAAGAGGCCCUGGCAGUCGGAUUCCAACUCUCGAAGCAUUGUCCCGGGAGCCGACAACGAAAGCCAGAUUGAACUCGGAACGACCAUCAAGGGUCAUUCCGAAGCUCAGGUACAUGCUGUAACGGCAUAUCCGUUCAAUGACGGAUCGUCGUUGAGCGAUGACGGCGGGCGGCAGAUACAUGUCACCAGGACCGUCAAGGUUACGGACGACCCUUGGCGUCAGUCAAAGCAGCAAUGGAGAUAGCCACGAGCUGGCAGUAUGGAGGGUAGACUAUCGGACACCUGCGAUGCUGUAUCCGGAAUCCCUGGUGGAUCACCCCGGGAUACCUUGCAACAUGACCCCUGUGUACGUGCCUCUCCGCGAGAGCGCAGUUACUCCCUCAAGCGACGGGUGGAACGACAGGACCUUCUGCAGAUUAAACAUAAACCUAAAGAAUAAUAAACACUUAGAAAUAUC
Molecule: messenger RNA, 1641 nt
Organism: Microdochium trichocladiopsis
Lineage: Eukaryota; Fungi; Ascomycota; Sordariomycetes; Xylariales; Microdochiaceae
Exons: 6
Coding region: 1-1428 (475 amino acids)
Source: RefSeq, a predicted model, not a curated record